Messenger RNA from Neodiprion fabricii, 2949 nucleotides. RefSeq names its product synaptotagmin-4 (gene Syt4). Gene Ontology annotation, molecular function: phosphatidylserine binding; SNARE binding; calcium-dependent phospholipid binding. Lineage: Eukaryota; Metazoa; Arthropoda; Insecta; Hymenoptera; Diprionidae. Gene Ontology annotation, cellular component: synapse; axon; membrane. Gene Ontology annotation, biological process: vesicle fusion; regulation of dopamine secretion; cellular response to calcium ion. The record is from RefSeq and is a predicted model, not a curated record. The transcript is spliced from 5 exons. Bases 191 to 1534 code for a protein of 447 amino acids.
GGUCGGGUUCGGGAUCCUUUCGGGUCGCUCGGCUUGGGUCGAAAUCAUUCUCGCGCACGCCCAGGUCUAUUGAUCGACGCACGAUCGUGCCAGUCACAGAGUCGGGAGGCCGCGACGUGGAAAAUAGCAAGUGCACUGAGCAUCAAAACGGGUUUUUGGAUAAGCGUUUUUACCCUGAAGAACGACCAACAUGGUCGGAGGAGUUCUCGAAGAUGGUCCGCUGAUACGGCCGGUUGAUUCUGUUUCAACCGCCACCCUCGUAGCGCUAUGCAUUGGUGCAACUCUGCUUGUAUGCGUGGCUGUCGCCACAUGGUGGCUGUGCCGUCGACGCAGAGGUCACACCAAGCUGGGACCAGACAAAUCUUUGGCUUUUCGACCGCCCCACCGGAAGCCUACGGCGGUAAAGAGUCCCGGGAGUACCAGCCACUAUCUUAAAAAAAGUCCGAGCCCAACUGGUCCGGCUAAAAGCCCUCCAGGUUCCGGAAGUCAUACACCAAGCCCCAUCGGGACACAGCCUAUGCAGCAGGCAAACAACCAGUCGACGCAGCCUCGUUCGCCCCAGGGUGCUGGCACCCCCGUGCAAACACCAUCCGGAGAAAUAACUCUAACUAUUGAAAACGAGCGAGACAAAGCUGAGCUUGAGAAUAACGAGAAGACCGAUAACGUAAAUGCGAAUCGGGACAGCAACAAGGAUGGUCUGGGUCAGCUGGAGUUCAAGUUACGAUAUCGGAGCGAGCAGAACGCGCUCGCUGUUACUGUGGUUAAAUGCAAAGACCUUCCGGCUCGAGGGACAAAUGCUACUCGCGAUCCUUAUGUCAAACUGCAACUUCUACCCGAUAAACAACACCGGGUGAAGACCAGGGUUCUUCGUAACACCAAAGAUCCCGUGUACGACGAAGACUUCACCUUCUACGGUAUAUCCCAGAACCAACUACAGAAAAUGACACUUCACUUCGUGGUCCUCAGCUUCGACAGGUAUUCACGCGACGACAUGAUCGGUGAAGUUGUCUGCGCAUUGUCUUCUGUCCCCGGUUUGGAACAGGUUGACAAUCAGCAAUUAGCAUUGUGUCGUGAGAUUUGUCCUCGGAGUUUGAAGAUCCAAUCGCAGGGAAGAGGUGAGCUUUUGGUCUCACUUUGCUGGCAACCCGGUGCCAGCCGCUUAACGGUAGUUGUUCUAAAAGCUCGCAACCUUCCAAAGAUGGAUGUGACUGGGUUGGCAGAUCCCUACGUAAAGAUGUACCUCCUCUAUAAUUCUCAACGCAUUGCAAAGAAGAAGACACACGUCAAGAAGCGAACUCUUAGCCCUGUCUUUAAUGAGUCCUUCGUAUUUGAUAUACCCAGCGGUGGUGACGGCCUCGGAAGCGUCAGCUUAGAAUUUCUGCUACUUGAUUGGGAUCGCGUGACCAAAAACGAGGUGAUCGGCCGGCUCGAAUUAGGGAGCGCGAAGAGUCAGGGGUCGGCUCUGAACCAUUGGAACGAAGUGCGCAGUUCUCCGCGACGACAAAUUGCUGAUUGGCACAAACUGAGGGAGUAACCCGUCCUCGUAAUCCCGAUUUCGAUCCCCACAUUCCCUCUUUCCCCUUUUUCUAUCUUUUCUGAAUCCCUAAUUGUCCUUCGCCGACAGCCCUACACCUUAGCGCAUCCACUCUGUAAAGUUGUAAAAUGUAUGUUUUUUUAACUACCCACUCAACGUAACUUAUAAUAUGGGCUUGAAGUGAAUGUUUUAUGGAAGAGCAGUCAGUGAUUAUGAUGUUAGUAUUAUAAGAGAAUAUGGAAGAGAGUAAGUCGUACUAUUCGCAGUUAUGAUAAUAAUACCUUGGGGACCCAUCGGAUUAAGAGAACGAAAUAUUGAAAUUCAAUACUCAAUACAAGCAAUGGGUGUAUGGCAAUCUAUUAUAAAAAUUGAUAAAACUGAAUUUUAACCCGACUGCAGCAGUGCUGCAAUCGAAUAUGAAAGCUCUUUCAAAAAAAAUUGUUAUCCUAUAGAAUAUAUGGUUGACCGACCUAAUCUCCCGAAUGUUUUAUUGACCGAUAAUUAAGUCAUCCGAUAUACGUUAUACCUUAUACGUUUGAAAGAAUUGCUUUUGCACGUAUUAUUAACCUUUAUCGUAUAAGCCCGAACAUUUUUUAACUUAGAAUACGAUAACGUGAUUCUUAUAAUUCAAUUCCCGCAUACUCGUAUUCUACAGGGUGUGUUUCACGUGUUAUACAAACUGACGCCCUGUUUAAAAAUAUAUAGAGAGCAUAAUAUUCUCAAAAUGCUUCCGUGUAGAAGAUCUGCACGACACUUAGCAUCAAUCAAAUUUAGUGAAAUGUUCAAUUCUGUGCUGCGCGUAGAAGAAAUAUAAUAGGUUGAUGUUUUAACUCAUGCUAAAAUUUAUGAGCAUAAUAUACUUGCAGUGAUGGAAAAUAUUGGAAAAAUUUUGGAGCACUUUAAAAAAUUGACGUAUAAUCAAGAAUAAAUACUAGAGAAUUGAUUGCAAACUUCGUCAAAAAUAAAGGUAAAGAGAGAAUUUUAAUGUAGUACUUGGAAUUCGAGGUACAGGAUUGAGCAAAUUUCCCGUAAAUUCUUUUGAUGUUAGUUAUCAUUGUAUUGUGACCAAGCAAAAUGAAUGUAACGAAAUUAAAAUACAAUUUAGGCAUAACAUUUAAGACGUCAGCCAGCAAUGAUCAUUAAGUUUGACGAUAAAUCCUCAUGCAUUUUGAAACAAAAGUUUGUGGAACAAGAGCCACCACUGUUAUAAAAACUUUGAUGACAUAUGCGAUUCGAAUAAUUUAAAAGAAAAAGCUCAAGCAAUUCUAUAAUACUUACCUGGCGAUAGGAUAUUUCGUAAAGCCUACAUGAAGAUUGACGUCGUUCGUCUGAUAUUUUAGCUAGAAGCUUUCUGUUUUAUUGACAUAUAGUUGUAUAUAUUUAAUAUCAAAACAAUAUAGAAACUAUGUGCUGAA